AGUAAAAUAUAGAGGACGUUAACCAAUCUUCAUCUUCUUCCUCUUCUCUCACAAACCAAAUCAAACACAUUUUUUAAACCAUUUCUUCUUCGCCGGAGAAAUUUUUCUGUUAAAGUCUCUUUCUCCGGCAAAGAAGAAAAAUGUCUCCUACGAUUAAAGCACCUCUCUUACCAAACCAAGAGCCUUCUCCAUCAUCAUCGGAGAGCCAUGGCUCAUUCGCCGGAGCUGUGUUUAACAUCUCAACGAGCAUCGUCGGAGCUGGGAUUAUGUCGAUCCCGGCUGCGUUUAAAGUUCUGGGUGUAAUCCCAUCUAUCUCGAUAAUCGUGAUCAUAGCUUGGCUCUCCAAUGUAUCAGCUGGGUUUCUGAUGAAAUCGACCCUCGUCGGAGAGUCAACGACUUACGCCGGCGUAAUGAAGGAUUCGUUUGGGAAACCUGGCGCCGUCGCUGUUACGAUUGUUUCAAUGGUUGUCACUUUUGGGUCUAUGAUUAUUUUCUCGAUUAUCAUAGGUGAUGUUCUAUCGGGUAAUGAAAAGGAUGGGGUUGUACAUUUGGGUCUUCUUCAAGAAUGGUUUGGUUCUCAUUGGUGGAAUACGAGGUUCUUUGGUUUGUUGUUCAUCUUUGUCUUCCUCUUCUUUCCUUUAGUCUUAUGCAGACGUGUUGAGAGAUUAGCAUUAAGUUCUGCAAUCUCGUUUCUGCUUGCGCUACUCUUUGUUGUCAUAAGUUCGGUGUUAGCGAUUAUAGCAAUCGUUCAAGGGAAAACAAAGACUCCUAGACUCUUUCCAGACCUCAACGAUGGUGGAUUAUCGUUUUUUAGUCUCUUUACUGCUUCCCCUGUUAUUGUAACAGCUUUCACAUUUCAUUUCAAUGUCCAUCCAGUCGGAUUUGAACUGAAAGAUCCAUUAGAUGUGCUGUCAGCAACAAGGGUCUCUGUGAUUCUGUGCGCUACAAUCUACUCAGCUACUGGUCUUUUCUGUUACCUUCUGUUUGGGGAUUCCACCAUGACAGAUGUUCUAAUAAACUUUGAUCAAAGCACCAAUUCUUCCAUUGGUUCAUUACUAAACGACAUUGUUAGAGUCAGCUAUGCCAUUCACCUCAUGCUUGUGUUUCCUCUACUCAACUUCUCUUUAAGAGCCAACCUCGACGAACUAUUGUUCCCUAUGAAGCGUUCUUUGGUGGAAGACAACAAAAGAUUCUUCGGACUCACUUUUCCAUUACUGAUAUCUUGUUUCUUGGGUGCCAUUGCUAUACCAGACAUCUGGUACUUCUUUCAGUUCUUAGGAUCAACUUCUACAGUCACUAUAGCAUUCAUCUUUCCAGCUGCUGUUGUCCUAAGGAAUGUAAAUGGUUUCUCGACUUUAAGAGAGAAGAUUGUAGCUUCAGUAAUGCUUGUUCUUGCUGUUGCCACAAGUAUCAUCGCCAUUUCGACAAAUAUAUACACUUUCACAGCAACAGAAGAGAUAUGAAAAGCUUUCAGGAGUCUCUUUUCUUCAUCAAUUUGUUAAAUAUGGUAGGGCUUGUGUACAUUUAUCCUACGUUUGUUUGAUGAAACAAUCAUUAUUGAACCAAGUAGUGACAUCAAAUUUGCAAAACUGUAAUGUGAUAUAAAUCAAAUUUCUUUUUCUUGCAAA
Camelina sativa (false flax) is the source of this 1628-nucleotide messenger RNA. Its product is annotated as amino acid transporter AVT6D. Lineage: Eukaryota; Viridiplantae; Streptophyta; Magnoliopsida; Brassicales; Brassicaceae. Gene Ontology annotation, molecular function: L-amino acid transmembrane transporter activity. Gene Ontology annotation, cellular component: membrane. The record is from RefSeq and is a predicted model, not a curated record. Gene Ontology annotation, biological process: amino acid transmembrane transport.